This is a messenger RNA of Castor canadensis (American beaver), 2739 nucleotides long. NCBI's taxonomy places the organism in Eukaryota, Metazoa, Chordata, Mammalia, Rodentia, Castoridae. The record is from RefSeq and is a predicted model, not a curated record.
AUGACUGCUUCAAGGAACCUGGCAUUUUACCUCUCUUCUCAGCAUUGGUUGAUGGCCCUUGAGGGAGCAUCGCCAGGGACUCAUGAGCACCACUAUAGCGGCACAGAAGGUAUUCAUAAGAACAUACUCAAGCUCUUGACCCUUCUGCUCAGGACAUCCAAACUCUUCCCGUUUCAUCGUGCGACUUCCCAUUGUGCCAAUGAAGUUCAUCUUUCUAAGUCUGAUAUUAGUCUGGUGAAGAACAAUGAGAUGGUGGAGCUACAGAGAAUACGAAUGAAGGAUGAAAUCCGAGAAUAUAAAUUCCGGGAGGCCCGACUCCUUCAGGACUAUACUGAACUGGAAGAAGAAAACAUCACAUUGCAGAAACUAGUGUCCACGUUAAAACAGAACCAGGUUGAAUAUGAAGGAUUAAAGCAUGAGAUUAAGCGCUUUGAGGAGGAGACAGUCCUGCUGAACAGCCAGCUGGAGGACGCCAUCCGACUGAAAGAGAUCGCCGAGCACCAACUGGAGGAAGCCCUGGAGACACUGAAAAAUGAAAGGGAGCAGAAGAACAACCUGCGCAAGGAGCUAUCCCAGUACAUCACCCUCAACGACAACCACCUCAGCAUCUCAGUGGAUGGCCUCAAGUUCGCCGAGGACGGGAGCGAGCCCAACAAUGAUGACAAGAUGAAUGGGCAUAUCCACGGGCCCCUGGUGAAACUGAAUGGAGACUACCGGACUCCCACCUUGAGGAAAGGGGAGUCCCUGCACCCUGUCUCUGACUUGUUCAGUGAGCUGAACAUCUCAGAAAUACAGAAGUUGAAGCAGCAGCUGAUGCAGGUAGAGCGGGAGAAGGCCAUUCUCCUGGCCAAUCUCCAGGAGUCACAGACACAGCUGGAGCACACCAAGGGGGCACUGACGGAGCAGCAUGAGCGUGUUCAUCGGCUCACAGAGCACGUCAACGCCAUGAGGGGCCUGCAGAGCAGCAAGGAGCUCAAGGCGGAGCUGGAUGGGGAGAAAGGCCAGGACUCAGGGGAGGAGGCCCAUGACUAUGAGGUGGACAUCAAUGGCUUAGAGAUCCUCGAGUGCAAAUACAGGGUGGCAGUAACUGAGGUAAUAGAUCUGAAAGCAGAAAUCAAGGCCUUAAAGGAGAAGUAUAAUAAAUCUGUAGAAAACUACACAGACGAGAAAGCCAAGUACGAGAGUAAGAUCCAAAUGUAUGAUGAGCAGGUGACGAGCCUAGAGAAAACCACCAAGGAAAGUGGCGAGAAGAUGGCUCACAUGGAGAAGGAAUUGCAAAAGAUGACCAGCAUAGCCAGUGAAAGUCACAAUACCCUCAAUACGGCCCAGGAUGAACUGGUGACGUUCAGUGAGGAGCUAGCUCAGCUUUACCACCAUGUGUGUCUGUGUAAUAAUGAAACUCCCAACAGGGUCAUGCUGGACUACUACAGGCAGAGCAGAGUCACCAGAAGUGGCAGUCUGAAAGGGCCCGAUGAUCCCAGGGGACUUUUGUCUCCGCGAUUAGCCAGGCGGGGGGUGUCAUCCCCAGUAGAACCAAGGACCUCAGCUGAACCAGUUUCAAAAGAAAACACAGAGGCCAGCAAAGAACCAAGUCCAACUAAGACCCCCACAAUCUCUCCCGUUAUUACUGCCCCACCAUCAUCUCCAGUGUUGGAUACAAGUGAUAUCCGCAAAGAGCCCAUGAAUAUCUACAACCUCAACGCCAUAACGGACCAAAUCAAGCACCUGCAGAAAGCAGUAGACAGGUCCUUGCAGCUGUCUCGGCAAAGGGCAGCGGCCCGGGAGUUAGCCCCCAUGAUCGAUAAGGACAAGGAAGCCUUAAUGGAAGAGAUCCUCAAGCUGAAGUCCCUACUGAGCACCAAACGGGAGCAGAUCGCCACACUGAGGGCCGUGUUGAAAGCCAACAAACAGACAGCUGAGGUGGCCCUAGCUAAUCUGAAGAAUAAGUAUGAAAAUGAAAAGGCAAUGGUGACGGAAACGAUGACAAAACUCAGGAAUGAACUGAAGGCUUUGAAAGAAGACGCCGCCACCUUCUCCUCCCUGAGAGCCAUGUUUGCCACAAGAUGUGAUGAAUACGUCACACAGCUGGAUGAGAUGCAGAGACAGUUAGCAGCUGCAGAGGACGAGAAGAAGACUCUGAACACUUUGUUACGAAUGGCUAUCCAGCAAAAACUCGCCCUGACCCAGCGGCUGGAGGACUUAGAGUUUGACCAUGAGCAGUCCCGACGCAGCAAAGGCAAACUUGGAAAGAGCAAGAUCGGCAGCCCUAAAGUAAGUGGGGAGGCGUCAGUCACCGUGCCUACCAUAGACACUUACCUCCUGCAUAGUCAGGGCCCACAGGCACCCACCAUUCGGGUCAGCAGUGGCACUCAGAGGAAAAGACAAUUUUCACCUUCCCUUUGUGAUCAGAGCCGUCCCAGGACUUCAGGGGCUUCCUACCUACAGAAUUUAUUAAGAGUCCCCCCUGAUCCCACCUCCACAGAAUCAUUUCUUCUGAAGGGCCCCCCUUCCAUGAGUGAAUUCAUCCAAGGGCACCGGCUCAGCAAGGAAAAAAGGUUAACCGUGGCUCCACCAGAUUGUCAGCAGCCUGCUGCCUCCGUACCGCCACAGUGCUCACAACUAGCCGGGAGGCAAGACUGCCCAACUGUCAGUCCUGACGUAGCCCUCCCUGAGGACCAGCCACAUUCCAGCUCGCAGUGCACCCCUCUCCACUGUCUCUCCAAGCCUCCUUGCCCCUAG